CAUAGGAACAGAUAGAUGUUUCAGUCAGCUGUUUGGACUCUCAUUCUGACGGCACCCAUUCACUGCAGAGGAUCCAUUGUGGCGAUGCCGUUCAUCAUAAUGACCAUCAGGUUCAAGCCGUACCUGCGUGGCGUUUACUGUGAUGACGAGACCAUCCGUUAUCCCUACAGACCAGACACCAUCUCUCACAAAAUGAUGGCGGCCGUUACCAUUUCCUGCUCAAUCAUUAUCAUCAUUUCUGGAGAGGCCUACCUGGUCUACACCAAACGUCUCCACUCCAAUUCGAACUUUAACCAGUACGCCGCGGCGCUCUAUAAAGUGGUGGGGACGUUUCUGUUCGGCGCGUGUGUGAGCCAGUCUCUGACCGAUAUGGCCAAGUACACCAUCGGACGCUUGCGGCCCAACUUCAUGGCGGUGUGUGCUCCAGAAGAUUGCAAGGGCUACGUUCUGGUGAUCAACUGCACGGGAAGCCUUCGCAAUGUGACCGAAUCCAGGCUGUCGUUCUACUCCGGUCACUCCUCCUUCGGGAUGUACUGCAUGUUGUUUCUGGCGCUGUAUGUCCAGGCACGUAUGGCAUCCAAGUGGGCCCGCCUCCUCAGGCCCACAAUUCAGUUCUUCCUGGUGGCCUUUGCCAUUUAUGUGGGAUACACGCGUGUGUCUGACUACAAGCACCACUGGAGCGAUGUGGUCGUGGGGCUCCUGCAAGGGGCGCUGGUCGCAGUCCUCACGGUGCGAUACAUCUCAGACUUCUUUAAAGAGCGCCCCCCUCUCUGCCAGGAUGUUGAAAACGCUGAAAACGAAGACAGCGAGCGCAAGCCCAGCCUUCAUAUCACAGACACGGACAGAAACCAUUACUCCCACAGAGGGCCAAUAUGAGCCUGACCUUUGACCUGUGAGAGCAGUCACACAGAAGCACUGGAUGCUGCAGCACGUCUCAUACAGACAGCCACACACACUGUACACUGGCUCCGACUGCGCUCUUUUCCACAGGAUAAUGCUCACAUUUCACACACAGAGAGACAGCGAGUGAAUUCAUCAACUAACACUUAAUAUUCGAUUUUAAACUUCUCUACAGAUCGUGCUUUAUACCAGAUUUUGUCUUAUGCAUGCUCAUAUACGCCAAGUGCACAGAUCACCUGACAUCUGAUGAACCGUGAGGGACUUUAUUGUAAUCCGAGCACAAAGACGAACUUCUCCAAGGGGAACUGGUCUGUUUCCAUGACAACCUCAAAACCACCGCUUGACAUUUACUGACUAGCUGUACUUCUGCUGUUGGAAGCGAUUCUUUAGGCAUGGGAAAGAAAGUGAACUUUUCUAAGUCAUCAAAAGACAAGAAUUAAUGUUUCUCUGAAAAAGAAAUCCAGAAAGGGAAGUCGAAGCAUGGAACAUUUGGCAAAACAGGUCUUUCUCACAUUGUCAGAAUUAAAGUGACUUCAUUAUAUAUAUAAGAAAUUGUAUUUUCCUGUGGCGGUAGGUUUAGGGACUGUUCUAAACUUAACAUAUUGGUAAACUAGUUAUUAUAUCCGCACACAUCUAGAAGAAAUUCUGUAUACCAUGAAUCAUUUUUAUAAAAUAUGACUUUUUUAUGUUUAAUUUACUUAAGUCUACCAUGAAAACUCUUAAUUUCUUCGUCGCAUAACUCGUUCUUAUAAAGAUGCAAUUUUCUGAAAACCACUAGCUAACCGAGGCACAUAUAUAUCGGUAUAUUUCAUGAAAAUGAGUCUUACUAACCGUCCAACAGUAAGGAUCAGUAAAUGUUAACUAUCCGAUUUAAUUGGUUAAACAGCUGUUUAUCAAUUAAUAUUAUCACACCUGUGUUUUAACCAAUUGAACGUCAUAGUGAUGGAUCGUUCUUGACUGAAUGAAUCUUUAAUAUGAUUCGGGAUCGACGAGUUGUCUGAGCGAGGGAUUCGUUUAUUUUGUGUGGACAGUGCAUGCGCAACAUCCAAUAGCUUGUUUAGAAUAGACGGCUUGCGUUUAGUGGCCCAUGGUAAAAGUCACUAAUGAGGCAUCUACAUAUCAAUGCCUUAACCAAUCACAUUAUAGACAGAAUUUCAGUCAGAGUUGUGCGACACUCAAUCGUCGUUUACGGAUGCCAUAGGAAUGAAUGAGAAAUGCUGAAAGCUGUGUCCCACCUGUCCCAAAUAGUCAGUGACUUCUCUUAUAAAAUUGAUUUUUUUUGGGGUGUAAACUCAAAAAAUAGUUAAAUCCAGAAGUAUUGUUUAGUGUAAAAUAUGUUGGAGAUUAGCUGAUAGGCUGUCGAUUCAUUAAAUGAUCAGCUGUUUCCUAUAAAAAUAAAAAAAGGCCUCUGGUCUCCUUUCCCAUGUACUGGCAAACCGGAAGCUUUAUCUUUAGCCGUUAUGCUUUUUUGGCUAAAGGUUGCAGGCUUGCUUUCUAGUGGCUUUGGUUCACCUCCUGAGUCUUCGGGUUCGAGUUGUUCGUUCAUCACGUGACAACCCCAUAGACUUGACUAGAGGCUACGCAAUCUGUACCGGAAAGAGAAAUGAUUAGUUCAUCUUCUGAGUCCUGGGGUCCGAGUCGUUCAAUCUUUUGUCAAUGUUUGCAAUCGAUGUGUUGGGGAAUUUGAAUAUUAACAUGUAUCAAUUUAAUUAUAUUCUGCUGAAUUGGACGAAAUUAACUAAAUGACUUGAAAAAGGAUUCGUUCAUUUUGCUGAACGAGAAUCAAAGAUCCGAGUCAGUAUAAUGAUCCGAUCCGAUUGUAAUGUAAAAAUCCCAGCCAAUAAUAAAGCUAUAUGCUGAUUCUGAACCAAUGAGGAUUCUUAAGGGGCGGAGCUACCCUUCAUGACAAGAAAACUGACAAUUGUAGAUUACAAUGAACUUGGAAAAUGUUGUACCUACAUUAUCGGGAUGAAUGUUUCCACAGUAUCAUGAUUGUUUAGUUUUAUUUACAGUGGAAAACGCCUCUCAAAAUCACCAGUGAAUUCAAGAAUCAGGUUAGUUUUAUUUUCUUCACGACGCGUCUUCGCGUAUGAGAAAAUUGUUUUAAGCGGACGGUGCGUUUUAAUCAUUGGUCCAUUAAAACCAUUAUACCUGUAUCUCUCCAAAGAAAAUUUUUCUGGGAUUUUGUCUCAAUUUACACUUAUUAUUUACUCUAAUUUACCUUGUUUUAUCUAAUUCUAAUUUAUGUUAAUUCGGAGCUCGAAGCGAAAUUCAGCAUUGAGUGCUGAAAAUCUAAUUGAUCACCAAGUCGUUAAGACUGAUUGUGCAGGUGACAUUGAAAUAUUAAUUUUAAUAAUAAUAUCUAUGCAAAUUGGAAUACAAUUACUGAGUGUCUGUACUUUUCCUAUGAAGAAAAAGUAGUGCUAUCUCUUCUUAAAAUCCUACAAACGCAUUCCUUAUACAAUUUGCACUAGCAUGAGCUGAAUUAUUUAUCUUAAAAUGAAUUAUUAUCUUUAGAUUUAACGUAGACUCUUAAGAACUGUCUUUUCUCAAUAUUUUUCUACCGCUAAAAAGGAAAACGUCAAAUAUUCCUCCUCUUUGAAAAUAAAUAAUGUAAUCUGGCACAUAUUUUAUUGUCCCCUCUCAUAUU
This is a messenger RNA of Carassius auratus (goldfish), 3550 nucleotides long. RefSeq names its product phospholipid phosphatase 2-like. The record is from RefSeq and is a predicted model, not a curated record. Gene Ontology annotation, molecular function: phosphatidate phosphatase activity. The transcript is spliced from 6 exons. Gene Ontology annotation, cellular component: plasma membrane. Bases 16 to 876 code for a protein of 286 amino acids. Gene Ontology annotation, biological process: signal transduction; phospholipid metabolic process; phospholipid dephosphorylation. NCBI's taxonomy places the organism in Eukaryota, Metazoa, Chordata, Actinopteri, Cypriniformes, Cyprinidae.